Molecule: messenger RNA, 1828 nt
Organism: Pocillopora verrucosa
Lineage: Eukaryota; Metazoa; Cnidaria; Anthozoa; Scleractinia; Pocilloporidae
Cellular component (GO): nucleus
Source: RefSeq, a predicted model, not a curated record
AGUUAGCUUCCAGAAAAUAGUUUAUUCUCUACAAAGUCUUGGAAUCUUCAAUCGCUUUAAACGACUGCGAGAAAUGAGUAUUCAAGUCUCAAAAUGGACGAAGUUUUUUGCGAAUGCCGGCAUACCAAGCGGACCAGCACAAAACUAUGCUGUGAUAUUUUAUGAUCACAGAAUACAAGAGGAUAUGCUGUCAGAUUUGACAAAGGAAAUUUUAAGAGACAUGGGAAUCACAGUGAUGGGUGAUAUCAUUGCUAUUCUGAGACAUGGUAAAGAAGUUCAUGCUCAGACUGAGCGAGAGAAGUCAGCUAAAGAUUUGGCUGUCAUAGACUCAUCUGAGUCUUCUUCUCCUGGAAAUCAAACUCCCAUUGGUGUAAAACGCAAGUCAACAGCUGCAAGUCGAAUGGUAGAUCAUUGGAUAAACAAUCAGAAGGCACAAAGUGGCACCAGUAGUCCUGUACGUGAUCCACAACCAUCACUGUCUCAAUCACCAGCACCACCAAAGAAAAAUCUCAAAAUUGAAGCGGCCACGUCACAGGAGAAACCUCAGGCAACUGGUGGCCAGAAAACUUUAUCAGAAAGGUUCGGUGGUCGCGGAGUCAAAGUCCAUGUCACAAGUAAACCUAAAACAGCGGCAGUAAAUCCACCCAAAGUUGAAGAUGAACACACAUUAAAGGUUAAGCUGCCUCAGGGAUCCACUGAGCGGAGUAAGAAGCUUAUUUCGAAGCAGAAACAAGCUGCAGCUUCGGCCGCAGUUAAUAAAGCCAAGGUCAUCAAGAGGCAGUCUGUAUUUGAUCGCUUGGGUAAAGAAAGUCCUCCUUUAGAGGUGGCCGUCAAGGAACCGGAGCAGAAGACUGAGGUUAAAGCCCUGAAACCCCUGAAAACAAGCAUCACAGUUCAGUUAAAGGAAAAACCUCAGGGGUCUGUUUUCAGUCGUCUCGGUGGCCUGGCCUCACCCCCAGCCACAGCGACAGCAACGGUUCAAGCAGUAAAUCCUAGAAUUCGUCCCCCUUCCAGCGACGAUUACCCAGAAGAUAUAGACUACACGAGUCACAGUGUGUUGAAACCGGUCAAACGCAAAGGUGUUCCAGCCAAGCCAGUUAAACCUGUUAAACCGGUUAAAAGAUCCACGGGUCUCACUUCUGAUGAAGAUGCAGGAAAAUCCGUAUUUGCGCGUCUGGGCUCGAAAGUGUGAAUUGCGUUUGUCGAGGGUUUUUGAAAGCCGAGCGUUGAAAAUUAAAUACAUCAGUUCUUCGAGGAAAAAGAUGGGAAUUCAUUGAGAUGGUGCUCAGUGUAAGGAUGACCUUAAUUUUCGAAGCAAGUGACUCACAAUGAAGUAUUUUUAAGAAUGCUUUUAUAACAUUUGUAACUUUUUAAUCCUUCUCCAAAAAAGGACGAAACUUGCAACGAAACAAUUCAAUGAAAUAUUGAAAUUCUUAAUUCGCCAGACACUGCAAAGGGCAGAGACGAUGUUUUUAUGAUGUCAAACACGUUGUUAUUAGUGUUAAAAUAUGAAACUGAAUAACUGAGACUCUGCAAUGAGAAAAAAUAUAUUUGUACACGACACGAUUAACGUCUGAUUUUGGAUUUUGGACAACAGUGUUUAAUUUUGGAAUUUAGACAUUAGUGUCCAAUUUUGGAAUUUGGACAGUGGUGUCCAAUUUUGAAAUUUAGACACUAGUGUGGAUUUUUGGACACUUUAUGGGUCCGAUUUUGGAUGCCAAAGCCCAAAUAAUGAGAAACUGGUCGUUGGUUAUUGUUACUCGACUUUGUUUGCGUACGAGACGUUCACACUCCUCAUUCAUAUUAAAGUUUGGUCUUAAAACUUCAA